This is a messenger RNA of Annulohypoxylon truncatum, 2353 nucleotides long. RefSeq lists its product as uncharacterized. The coding region runs from base 581 to 2113 and encodes 510 amino acids. The transcript is spliced from 2 exons. The record is from RefSeq and is a predicted model, not a curated record. Lineage: Eukaryota; Fungi; Ascomycota; Sordariomycetes; Xylariales; Hypoxylaceae.
CCGUUAUAUGUAUAACCCCCGUUAUCGAUAUUCUUUUUAUAUAUAAAUAAUUAUGCGUUCCCGUUUUUCACGUGAAUGCAAUCCACUGUGCAACAUGUUAAUAAUUCCCGUGCUUGAAUGGCAUGUUAGGUCCCGUCUUAACCCCUCAAGAUAAAGUUGUCAGCUGCAAUCCCAACAGUCAGUGACCAACCCCCUCUAGCCCCUCCAAAGUCUUGACCGCCAGAUAAUGCCCCUCCCACCCCAUGUGAACUAGAGAAAAUAUUUUCUGCUAUUGGAGGUCGAACAAUUGUACCUAGUCACUUUCACCUGCCUAUUACUCAACCUAUCGUAUCUUUUUUUCUUCCUUUUUUUCCCUUCCACUUUUUCAUGUCAUGCAUGCAUCGACGGAAUGAAUGAUUGAACGAUUGAUACCUUUUCUCUCAAUUCUGUUAUUUGAUUGAAUCAUAAUACCCAACAAACCACGCAGCAUUUAAUACAACUGAACGCUGCUCCUCAACCGUACCCCGUUUAUAUCAAAAUUCGUCCUCGGCAUCAAUCCAUAACCAGAUCAGUGCCCGCCUCGGUUUUCAUUUGCGACGCCAUGGGUAACGUACUCUCCGCCUUUUCCAGCGCCCCUGUGCUCGGCAAAGAAGAGAGGGAGGCCAUAGAAAAGAAGAUAUCCGAGAGAGAUGACAAUAUCAACACCCUCGAGAAGGAUCUAGCCACGAAGGAAGAGGAGCUCGCUGAUGCCAAGAAAGAGCUCACCAAGACCUCCGAAGAAGCCGAUGCCCUGCGAAAGAAGAUUGACGAAUUGGAAGCACAAGCAACUAAACUUAAGGACGAGCUCCAGGAUCAAGUUGACAAGCUCCAGGGUGAAUUGAAACAGGCCACCGACAAUUCUUCUGAGCAGCAUCGUACCCUUGUGGAAACUGCCUCUGCCCGGACUCAAGAGCUGGAGCAGGCACGUGCUGAGCUGGCCCAAUUGGAGGAGAAGCUGAAUACCUUGCAGCAAGACAAGAAUUCGUUGAGUGAGGAGCUAUCAUCGGUCAAGCGAGAAUUAGCCGAUGCAGUCGAGCAGCGGAAUUCUCUGGAGGCCUCUUUGAAAGAGGAAUUGGCAUCCGUGAAGGAGGAACUGCUUGCUUCGAGCAAGAAGCACGACGUGCUACAGAGCGAACACACCAAGCUCUCGGAAGAGCUCGCCUCUGCGAAGGCCCGUGAAGAUGAUCAAGAGGGCACCCUUGUCAAAUUACAGAGCGAGUACAAGGCUUUGGAGGAGGCACAUGAUCAGCUUAAGACAUCCUUGGAAGACGAGAUUUCUUCGGCCAAGCAAAGCUUAACCGACGCCCAACAGAAGUACGCUGAACUGGAACAAACACUCAAGCAGACGAUCGCGGAAUCCAAAGAGAAGAUCGACGCGGCAGAAAAAGAUGCGGCCGAAUGGAAAGCAAAGCACGAAUCUUUACAAAGCGACCAUGACAGCAUCAACAAAGAACUGGCUGCUGCGAAGGAAGAGGUUACCGCUGGCGAAGACAAGACGAAAGCGCUCGAGCAGGCGCACGAGGCUGAGCUGCAGAAGUCCCGCGCCGACGUAGAGAAGUUACAGCAGAAUGUGACAGAUCUGGAAGAGAGCCAAGAAAAGCUGAAGGCCGACCACGCAGCUGAGCUCGAGAGUGCCAAGCAGGUAGCAGCCCAGCUACAAGAGAAGCUAAAGUCCGCACAAGACGAGCGUGAGGCGUUACAGCAGCAGCACGAGGCUCAAGCGGAGGAACUCGAGAAGGCAAAACAAGAAGCAUCCGAGCUUCAGGGCAAGCUCAAGUCCGCUGAGGAUGAACAGGAGAAGUCGCAGAAGCAGCACGAUGAACAAGCAAGUCAGAUUUCCAUUCUUCAAGGUCAAGCCGAGGAGGCGAAUGCCAAAGCAGAGAAGGCCGAGAGUAGCCUCGACGCUGCGCAGACUGAGAAGACGGCCCUGGAGGGUAAGCUCAGCGAGCUAGAGUCCGAGAAGAACGACCUUGCGGAGAAAGCGGAGGCCCUCGAGAAACAGGUUAAGCAGCUCAAGGCAGAGGCGUCGGCACCCCAGGUUAACGGCACAAAUGGUACAAUGGAGGGUAAGGGAGCUGAGGAGGUUGCCGCAUAAUCUUAACGAUCAUUCAACUGCCGCUAAUUUCGCGUAAUCAUCGAACCACCGAGACAGGGAUAACACCAUUAAUGACGUCUAUUACGGCAAGGAACCCUAAUGUUAAUACUAGACAGAAUGCUUUGUAACGUUAUGCCAAUCGUUCGAUAGGAAGCAGGGGCUGCUGGAUUCGAAGGCUGGGCUUACUCGCGCUAGCUUCAGAUGUGAAUAACAAGAGGGAUUGUUUUCGGAAUUAUCGCC